AUGGGUAGCGUGGCUGUGGCUGUGCCUUGCUGCAGGCUUUCAACCUUCGAUUGCUGCCAUUACCAAGUUGACGGGAUUGUCAUUCGAAUUGAGUUAAACACAACUGCAUCUCAUAAGCGGAGAGUCAAUGGUGGUGGAGUUACAAAUGUGGGUAACAGGACACAGACACGGAUUCCCGCAGCUACCAUCGUGUCGGUCCAUCGAUACAAUGCCUAUACGACAGAGACACAACCAAGACACGGCAGCGUUUGCGCACACAAGCGACACAUAACAGUGACAGGACAGGCCAUUACAGUUUCAAAGGAACUUGCAACUGCCGGUACCCGAAUCGAAUCACCAUUACGAACGAUGCAAGCUCGCUUGUGCUACCCGGUCACUCAUYAUUCAUGGAGUACGCCGCUCGAUUCCGUUCCCGAUUCUCGAUUGCUUUGCCUCCACUUCACCCCAAGGUGCUGCAAGMAAGCAUCCGAGCAUUCCAUGGGACGAGACCAUCCGGAGAGUCCCGGUUGUCGCCCAAGAUCACCAACCGUGGAGUUCAAUUAG
Molecule: messenger RNA, 543 nt
Organism: Ramularia collo-cygni
Lineage: Eukaryota; Fungi; Ascomycota; Dothideomycetes; Mycosphaerellales; Mycosphaerellaceae
Exons: 1
Coding region: 1-543 (180 amino acids)
Source: RefSeq, a predicted model, not a curated record